GUUUAUAACAUCAGUAAUCAGUAUACAGCUGAAGAAAUGCAGGCAUUCGCUCACGUUGUGUUUAUAUAACUUUAGUUUUUAUUAUUCACUUGAUUGAACGUUCGCCUUUACUGGCAUGUUUUAUGCGUUUCAAUUACUAACGUCUAGAUUAUCCUCACUGAAGCUGUAUUCAUUUGUUAGUGAUUACAAACACAAGUCUUCGAUGUUGAAAUAGAAAUCUUCAAAGAUCGGAAGAAAAUGAUUAAUUAAAAUCUGCACAAAGACUGCAAUAAGCGAUACCCAUCAGUACAAAAGGGAAAAUUCAUAACUUCUUAAGAAAUCCCAUCGGUCUUUACGACGCAAUCAUAAAAUGCACACAUAAAACAUGUUAUCGAAGAAAGCAGAAACUAAUUACAAUCAGAAAUCACGAACUUGGAAUAUAAAUUUAAGAUGAAGCCAAAAUGAUUAAACGCUUUAACGUAGACAUAGUUGAAAGUAUUCUUAUUGCAAUAGUGUUGAACAAUGUGGUGCCUGCAGCUGCGACCGAUAUCUCCAUGGAGGAUGAGCUGGUGCUCGGCAGAGACGAUGACUCGGUCGACGGCGUCAACAUCUACAGCGAACAACCCUACUCAGUGCAGCAAACUAGUCUACGACAGAACGACGAUCGUGACGAUGACGAAGAUAUCAAAGCACUGUUAGAAGAAAAAUAUAAGUUUAAUAAUGACGAGACGUCCACGAGAUUCAAAGUGGCGCGCGAGGACAGAGGAGAUUAUACAGUGUCUGACUCGAACGCAUCCCUUGUGCAUGAGCUGAUCUUGCGGCGAGGGAGCGAGUCCAACGCCACUCAGACAUUAUUCCCUGAGAAUGAUGAGCGUCACAUAGCUUGGGCGUUCCGGUCGUACGCGGUGCGGCGCAUCGUGGGCGGCAUGGAGACCAGCAUCAGCAUGUACCCCUACAACGUGGCCAUCUCGCGCAACGCCAAGCACUGGUGCGGCGGCUCCAUCAUCGACGAGCAGUGGGUGCUCACCGCCGGACACUGCCUCGAGUCGGCCUUCGACGGAGACAAGCGCAAACUUCAGCCGUUUAUCAUCAGAGCCGGCAGCUCGUUUCACAAUCGAGGCGGCUACCAGGCACGGGUCAAUAAGGUGUUCUUCCCGCACGAGUACGUGCCCGGCAACGCGGACUUCGACUACUCGCUGCUGCGGCUGGACCGGCCGAUGCCCAUCGGACGCAACAUCGCCGUGCUCAACCUGCCCUCCAAGGACUACAUGAUGCAGGACGGCGACAUCCUCAUCGUCACCGGCUGGGGCAGCACCGACGAGUCGGGCUACGGGCACAUCCCGGAGCGCGUGCGCUUCGUGCCGGUGCCGGUGAUGCGGCUGGAGGACUGCCAGAAGUCCUACCGCUUCUACAUCACGCCGCGCAUGCUGUGCGCCGGCUACGCCACCGGCGGGAAGGAUGCCUGCAAUCACGACUCGGGCGGGCCGGCGGUGCGCGACGGCGUGCUGCUGGGCGUGGUGUCGUUCGGCGGCAAGCAGUGCGGCGACCCGCGCUCGCCCGGCGUCUACUCGCGCGUCUCCGAGAUCACGGAGUGGGUGGAGGAGACCAUCACCCGCAACGAGGCCAGCUCCGUGCCCGAGCUGCAGCCCAAGAUCCUCAAAGCCCGCCAGCGAGAGAAGGAGCUGCAGAAAUUCAAGGCGCGAGUAGAAGACAAGAAGAAUAAGAUAAAGAGUUGGCUGCGAGAAACUCUCAAGUCUCCGACAUUCAUAGAAUUAGCCAAAAAGAAACUCAAAGAGGCGGGGUUCCACACGAGAAGGAUUAACGAUUACGACACAAAUGCCAGUAACCUAGACGACAAAACAAUCGAUGAAAUCAAUCUAACGAAUAUGAUAAACGACAGGAUUAUUGAGGAAGGAGACGGCAGCGAGUCCGACAAACUGCUGAGAACAUUGGCGCUGCACGAAGUUAUGUUAAAUGACCGCGAGACGGAGAUGUUCCCUCAGAGGGCGACGGACGACGAAGGCAGUGACAGCGGCGAGAGGUUUGUUGCUUAUAUUAGUGGAAGCUGAUAAAAAAUAUUAAAAAUUGUUGUUAUUUCAUUUUU
Helicoverpa armigera (cotton bollworm) is the source of this 2083-nucleotide messenger RNA. RefSeq names its product prostasin. Lineage: Eukaryota; Metazoa; Arthropoda; Insecta; Lepidoptera; Noctuidae. The record is from RefSeq and is a predicted model, not a curated record. The transcript has 8 exons. Gene Ontology annotation, biological process: proteolysis. Bases 441 to 2048 code for a protein of 535 amino acids. Gene Ontology annotation, molecular function: serine-type endopeptidase activity.